Messenger RNA from Poecilia reticulata (guppy), 1602 nucleotides. The record is from RefSeq and is a predicted model, not a curated record. Lineage: Eukaryota; Metazoa; Chordata; Actinopteri; Cyprinodontiformes; Poeciliidae.
GCAGAAAGAUUUAAUCGAACUCUUCUUUCAAUGCUCAGAAACCUGACAGAGAAAGAAAAGUCAGAUUGGAAGAGUUCCCUGCCCAAAGUGGUGCAUGCGUAUAAUUGUACGCGUAGCGAAGCAACAGGAUAUGCACCUUACUAUCUUCUYUAUGGCAGGAGUCCUCGGCUGCCAGUGGACAUGAUGUUUGGGUUAACUCCAACUGAUCAGAGCACCUCYCACAGUGAUUAUGCCAGUAAGUGGAGAAAAAGGAUGCAAGAAGCUUACAAGUUGGCAUCUGAGACAGCACAUAAGGAGCGGAACAGAGCAAAGAUSGAGUACGACCGGAAAAUUCAUGGAGUGGAACUGCAGCCAGGAUCUAGGGUCUUAGUGCGAAAUUUCAAGGAGCGAGGAGGACCAGGRAAACUCAGGUCRUACUGGGAAGACAAGGUCUAUGUAGUCACUGAAAGGAAACACAAGGACAGUCCUGUUUAUGCAGUACAUCCAGAGAAAGGCACAGGGAAGGUCAGAGUUUUGCACCGAAACUUACUAUUGCCUUGUGAUUUUCUGACAGCUGAAACAGAGAAAGAUAUGAAAAACAUGGUGGACAAGAAAAGUCAACAGCAGAGUAGAAACAGAAGGAAGCAGAAAGAAUGUGUUGACAAGAAUGGUGACAGCAGCUCUGAUGAUGAAGACAACUGGAGGUUCAUCACCCACCCAAAAGUACAMCUGGAACAAGUUGAAGAUCAGCUGAGGAGAGGUGCAGAGGAUGCUCAAGCGGGUGCAGAACCAGAGGUGGAGUGGGAAGGAGAAGUGGACAGAGAGGAAGAAGAAAUGGCGGCAGAGGAGCACACAUCUGAUAAAGCAGAGGGACAAGAUCCUGUGGAAGCAGUGUCAUCUGAUGAAGCAGACGAGCAAGACUCCGCCGAGGCAGUGUCAUCUGAUGAAGCAGACGAGAGAGGGCUGGAACCUGUUUCAAGACAGUAUCCUUCUAGACAACGACAUCCACCCAAAACACUCACAUACAACAAGCUAGGUCAACCAACAUUUAUGGUUAGGCACAAGUAAUGUUAAGUUCAUAUUGUGGUUAGGUCACAUUGUUCAGUUAUAUGUUCAGGUUAGGUAACUACACAGGACAGAGGGGAUUAGAAUCAUAAGCUUUAAGCAUAUUGAUAGCUGAUUAGUGCACAUUUGGAAUUUGGAAUAAGUUGAUUUAGACUGAUACAUAUGUUUAGCACAUAAUAGCAUAAGUGGGUCUAAAUGAAGGGUUAUGGGGCAGGAACUGAAAGUCAAACUUUACAGUCUGAUACACACAACCUGCAGAGAUGGCAGAGUGACUUUACAGAUAUUACCUGGCCAGUAAUGUCUAUUGUUUCAACAUGACAUGAAGAGGGGGAUAGAUGCCAUGUUAAGAACUGUAUCAUACAGGAAAGUGUAACAAGAGACUGUCUUCCAAACCUGUCUCCAUACCGGCUGAAGACUCAGUUCUCCAGAAAUGUCAUUAUGUCGGGACGACAUUUAUUUUGAGGGGGAGAGUGUGGGGGAUCAGUUGCUGAGGACUUUGGAUCAAGGAACCCCCCACCCCUGUUCCAGUAAAAUAUGAGUCUAUUAUCUGUUUUUAUG